AUGUCCCUGAAGGAGGGAUGGAUGUCUGAGUGUGCUGCCCCCCACGUCUGGCUGCUGCUGGCCCCAUUGAUCUGCUCCCUAGUCCUGGCCGGGGGGUCCACUCCCGGCACCGAGGACCCGCAGGGCGCCGCCGGCACGGCCCUGCCCCAGGACCGGGUCAGCACGCUGAUCCAGCUGCAGCCCGACCUGGAGACCGAAGCCCAGACACCCACAGAGGCGCUGACGGAGGCACCCACGGGAGCAAUGACGGAGGCACCCACAGAGACACCCACAAAGACACCCACAAAGACACCCACGGAAGCAGCCACAGAGGCACCAACUGGGGCACCAACGGAGGCAAUGACGGAGGCACCCACAGAAGCACCCACAGAAGCACCCACGGGUGCAUCCACGGAGUCCCAGACACAGGUGCUGACUGAGGCGCUGACAGAGUCCAAGACAGAAACUCUGACAGAGAUGCAGACUCAGAUCAUCACCAGCAACUACUCAGGUCUGUCCUGCACCCCCGUCCUGCCGCCUCGCCGGGGCUCCUUCUACGUGGAGAACGGCACCGGCGUGUCGGUCGGCAGCGUGCUGGCCUUCUGGUGCAGAGAGGGAUUCCAGCUGGUCGGCAGCGACAAGAUCUACUGCGCCGUCCGCAGUGGGAAAGCCCAGUGGAGCAACUACCUGCCCGUAUGUGAAGCCAUCCCCAGGCCCGAGGACCGCGGACUGAGAGUGGCCGUGUUGGCAUCAGUGGUGAGUGGCAUCGUCAUAUUCGCCAUGUCCCUGUCCUUCCUCAUCUGCUGCCUCCAGGAGCGAUCCAGUCGGGACCGAGCCAAGAAAGAGGGACGGAGCAGACGCAGAGAGAAGCGAGCGGCCCGUCGUAGCGAGGCCUGGCUGGAGAGAGAGGAGGGCGAGUGGGAAGCCUUCCCCCCGCCCAAGAUCUUCCACCUGUCCCAGAGGAUGAACCCCCGUUUGGCCCCUGACAGCCCUCUCUACCUGACAGGAGGCCUCAACGGAUAUGAGAACAGAGGAUACCAGAGGAGUCAGGAGAGCUUGCUGAAGGCCUCUCAUCCCGGACUCUACCGCUCUGAGUCUCAGCUAUACCCACAUGUGGUCCUGCAGCGAGUCCCGACCCCGACCGCGCCCUCCGCCCCCGCGGCUCCCUCCGCCCCUCUCUACCUCCACCUGCCAUCCUCCUCCGCCGCGACCACCUCGGCGGCCCACACCGCCUCCCAGAGCCAGCCCCGGCUGGUGGCCCAGUACCCCACGCCGACGUACCCGCCCAACCCCAACACAGCCGUGCCCACCUACCCCCUCCCGACGCCGGCACCCAUCUACCCCAACCCCAACCCCCAACCGCAGAGGCCCUGGCAGUAGCUCUGUCUUCCGCUGUCCUUAUUUUCAGGGCCCCGCCGUCGCUGUCCCUCCCAGAGGUGCUGAAGCGGGGACGAAAACAUCACAAGCAUGUUGUGGAGACACGUGAAGUUUUUUUUUACUCUUUCUUAUCCUUGUUUUCUCCCACAGAAGUCAGCAAAUACCAUGUUCCAAAGCAGACAUGAAGGACAUGCAGCCAGUAUAGAAGCGCCCCGUUUUACCGCAUGCUUGAAGAACUUUUGCUGCCAUUUGAAAUCUAUAUAACGUAGAUUUCACAGAUGCUUGCUUCUUCUUCUUUUUUUUUCUUUUGUUUUUCUUGCCGAACUGCAACUGCAGGAUUUCCUGCAGAAGAGGAGCUCUUUAGAGGAAACCCUAGUUUCUAUUUACUACCCCAGGAACACUUCCUGGAGUC
Molecule: messenger RNA, 1768 nt
Organism: Cololabis saira (Pacific saury)
Lineage: Eukaryota; Metazoa; Chordata; Actinopteri; Beloniformes; Belonidae
Exons: 5
Coding region: 1-1359 (452 amino acids)
Cellular component (GO): plasma membrane
Source: RefSeq, a predicted model, not a curated record